AGCAACACUGCUUUGGAGGUCGCAUCGUGUAACCUGCAACACUACACUGUUCACAAACAAAAUGGCUCUGAUUUUUGCAAACUAAAGAAAUCGCAAUUUUUCCGGCGUCGCAGUGGGCCAAAUUAUUUAUAAUAAAUCACACAAUGUGCCAAGUUCGCCUGUGAGCCAACGGAAAAAAUGCAUCUGGACGCAGCGAUCCCGGUAACCGCAGCAUAGCCCCAUGAAAAGUGAACAGCAGCCAGCCGACUCGGCCAAUUUGUGGCUUUUGUAGGAUACGAAAACUAGUUCUCACAGACGCACACAUCCACAGACACUCGCCGCAGCCUGUCGAAAGUGCCUUCCCCAAAAAUGGAAGGAAUGGAUCUGUGGACCUCGAUGUUCUCCUCUGAUUUCGAUGAGGCGGAGGAUGGAGUGGAGGGAGAUGUUGGUCUGGAGGGGGAGGAUGGCGAGCAGUACGGCAAUGGAAAUGGAAAUUCGGAUCUUUUGGAUGCCGACAUGGGCGAUGACGACAUCCUGGAUGGUGAGGAAGAGGACAGGGAGGAGGAGGAGGACGAGGACGAUGGUGAGGGGGAAAAUAGAGGAAAAGGCUCCGAUCCGGACGAUGAUGCCAUCUUCGACUUUGAACUGCAGCCCAUGAUUAGCUUGUCGGAGCAGCCGGAGCAAUCCUCCUCUUUGGACGACGCUGAGGCCACAAUGCGAGGGCAGUCGGUGCCCGGCUCCCAGGGACGUAACCCGAAUGUAGGCUAUCCCCAACGGCCAACUACCUCGCAGAUCAAUGCCACGGAUGAGCACGGAGUGCCCAUCAACUAUGAGCUGGGCGUUGUCUACAUCUGCCCUGCCUGCGGCGCGGAGUUCCGGCAGCAGGACCACUGGAAGCGACACAUGAACCAGAUGCAUCGGUACAACACCUUGCGCGGCCUCAACUUUUUGCCGGUGGACAAGUUGUAUCAUCGCUGCCAGGAGUGCCACAAGCGGAUUGCGAUGCACAGUCGAGAGAAUCUGCUGAAGCACAAGUUCACCCACUUGCCGUACAGGUGUACCAAGUGUUACAUAUGCAAGCGGGAAUACAAAUACAGGCAAGAUCUUAUGGUGCACUUGAGGUUAGUGCACUGCGAGGAAGUCGUGGCCAUGAUGCGGGGCGGCUACAAUGCAGCUGGCCGAAAGACCCGGGUCCGGGAGUCCCGCACCGAACAAUUGCAGAGGGAGGAGGCCUUGCGCGAGGACGGAGAGUUGGAUCGCAUUGAGGUGCGCAACGAGGUGCUCGAACCGGACGCCGAUGAGUCGAGUGUUUUGGAGCAUUCAAAGCAGUCACUAGUCGCAGAGGAGGUACCUCCUGCCAGCAGGAAGAAGAGACCCGAGGAGGAGGGCGAUGAACUAAUACUCGCUGCAGAGCUGUGCGAGGACUACAUUCAUUUCAUGUGUCCGGAUUGCGGUUACGAGUGCGACAACCUCAGGCAGUGGCGCCAGCACAUCGAGUUUGUUCACGACUUUGUCAGCAGGCGGGGACUUAACUUCCGGAGCAGUGACAUGCAGAUGCAGUGCCUCGAAUGUAAAAAGAUUGUCUCCCCCAACACCAUUAAAGUAUUGCGAGCGCACAAGUUCAGUCAUUUAUCGCAUCCGGAGUGGAUGCACUGCAAGCUCUGCUAUAAGGGCUUCUCGGACCACGACGCGAUGGUGAAACAUCUGCUGAAGGAGCACCACCUGGACACUCUAAUGCCAGAGCGAACCGGCCAAGCAGAGGACGGAGAAUUCGAUGGCGGUGGCAGAAAAGGAGAAGGAAACGGGGAUGCAUUGGACGACGAGUCGCCCUACUUCGCGGAUGCGCCUAGACGCGGUGGACGCAUCAGUAGCGACGACAUGUACGAGCCCUUUAUAGACUAUCUGUGCCCGCAGUGCGGCAAGGAGUUCCGCGAAAAGAAACACUGGCGCACCCAUGUGGUCAUGAUGCACGGAAUGAACGACCUGUCGAAGCUGAACUUCAAUGUGAUAGACGAAAGAAAGCUGAAGUGCCUCGAGUGCGACAAAAUCAUUACCAAUGCCUAUGGCAUCCAGAAUGCGCAGCAGCACAGGAUCACCCACUUGCCGUUCAAGGCCUACGCCAGGUGCACCAAGUGCCACAAGUCAUACACGGACAGAAAAGGUCUGGUCAAGCAUCUGGCCACCUACCAUCGCAUCAACGACAUGCCACGCAGAUCGACAGGCGGUAACUCGCUUCCGAUGCCCCAGGCUCCGAAGCAGCCUCGCAAGCAGAUCGUCACGGUGGCCAAUGAGACUUACGAGAUCAUCUACCUGGACGACCAUGAGCCAGUCAUCGAAGAGGACAACGACUUUGGGGAGCAGAUGCAGGCGGAGGAAGAGGAAUUCCUCCCAGCCACGAUUGCCCCGCCGUCGCCUCCAAUGCUGCAUCCAGCACCCGGACAAAACGAUGGGCAUCGCUACAAGUGCAUCCACUGCGGCGAGGCCUUCGCUUCGCAGGCAGCCGUUAAGCAGCACAGAAUCGAUAAGCAUUUCAAGAUCCGCAAGAGGUUGCGCAGCCACCAGCCCACGCAGAACACGGACACGAUCGCUCCCUUCCCGACGGUGGAGCAGAACUACAUCUUCCUGUGCCCCUCCUGCGGCAUGGAGUACAAGACCCAGUUCGAGUGGCGGCGCCACAUCAACGACGUCCACAACUUCGACAAGCGCGAGUAUCUGAACAUGCAGCAGCUGGACAAGUACCGCUAUCAGUGCACCCAGUGCCGGGACGUCGUGAGCAACUCGAAGCUCAAGGGCCUGCAGGACCACCACUUCCGCCACUUGCCAUACCGCUUGUACUUGAAGUGCCUCAUUUGCGGUACCUGCUACAACCACAAGCCGAACAUAGCGGCGCAUCUGCGAGCGCGUCACAACAUCUUCGAGAGGGGGGCGCCCGUUAUGGUGACCAAACCCAGCAAGCAAAUGAACCGAUAUCGGGAGAUGGACAGAGAGAAGACUUUACCUCCGUCUCCGAUACCGGUUCCCGACUCUCCACCCAGCUGUUCGCCCUCCUUCUCUGGGGCUGCCAUGAGUCGCACACUGAAGCCCCAGCCGGGGGCGUUGCCCGUUCGACCCGCUGGUCUAAACACCCUGGAGGAUAGCAUCUCGUAUCACAAUGCCGUGGACUUGGACUUCAUCACGUACUUCUGCCCGAAGUGCAACCAGAACUUUGACUCGCACGCCUUUUGGCGAAAACACAUCGUGGAGAAGCACAACUUCAACAGUCGCGAGGGCCUGAACUUCCGGCAGCUGGAUAACCACCACUACCUUUGCUUGGAGUGCUACAAACGGGUGACAGUCACCCACACAAAGGGUGCUAUCGGGCAGUUGCAGUCGCACAAGUUCCGCCACCUGCCCCAUCGCUCCUUCAAGUGCUUGACCUGUGGCGGGGAGUUCGUGCGCAAGCAGAUGUUCUUCAAGCAUCUGAACCGGGACACCAAUCGCUGCGACAAUCAUCAGCAGCGGGAGCUGGACGACGACGAGCAGGAACACGACCAGGAGCAGGAAGGAGUGGUCUCUGUCAGGUCCAUGUACCAGCUAGCGUGUCCCCAGUGCGGCGAUGGCUUUACCACGGUGAAGAGAACAGCAUGGAAGGAGCACAUCAAUGUCUACCACAGUCUCACUAAGCUAGACUUGCUGCACAUGAUCAAGGUGGAUGUGGAUCGGUACCGCUGCAACGACUGCAACGAGGAGAUUGGGACAAACCGACUGCGAGAGCUUCAGCACCACCGGUACCAGCAUCUUCCCCACCCUGCCUAUGUGCGCUGCAAGUUGUGCGACAAAAAUGAAGUCGGCUCGGAAUCAGGAGGCGGCAGGCUGCACAGCCUGCAAGACCUAAAACAGCACAUCCUGAACAGCCACCCGGCAGCAAAGGAAAAGGAAUCUAUUCUAGCCAAGAUCCGCGAGCAUAUGCAGCAGGAGGAGCAGGAAGACGUAGUGCCAACUGUAGAGGACGAGGACAACCAGACUGGUCACGAUUCAGGACCAUAUAUGCCAUUGCCUCCGCACCUGCUGGAUGACGGGGAUGAUAUGGACUUUGAGGAUCAGUAUCUGCUGGGAUAGGAUGGGGGAAUCUAUUGGAAUCUUUUAGUGUGUUAGUCCAUUUUGUGUUAAAAAGUAACUGAUUUCUUAUAUAAUUGUAAUAUUACCAUUUUAUUUGGUACAACUGA
Drosophila bipectinata is the source of this 4184-nucleotide messenger RNA. Lineage: Eukaryota; Metazoa; Arthropoda; Insecta; Diptera; Drosophilidae. The record is from RefSeq and is a predicted model, not a curated record.